AUGGCUGCAACUGGCUUCGAUAGAAGAAGGAAUAAUGGCCCUGAAGAAACAUUUUCGCCCAUAUUCAUUGAAGAUCUCGCGUCGACUUCCCUGAAGUCAUCCGCGAUUGAUACCAGACCGAAUAGAGCGCCGUCCGAUAUCAGACCCAUUUUCCUGCAGCCUGGGCUAAUCAGCCAGGCCACUGGUUCUGCUUAUAUCGAGACAGAACGGACAAAGAUUGCAUGCGCGAUUUAUGGCCCUCGCCAAUCGAAAGUUACUGCGUUUCAUGAAAAAGGUCGACUGAAUGUCGAAGUCAAAUUCGCUCCCUAUUCGUGUAAACAACGGAGAGCGCCAUUGCGUGACGCGGAAGAUAGAUCUAUCGCGAUGGCCAUUCAUCAAGCGCUCGUGUCAUCUGUUCGCCUUGAAACUUUUCCGAAGUCCGCAAUGGAUAUCUUCCUCACUGUCGUUGAGACCGAUGGGAUAGAAGGCUGCGUCGCUGCUGGAUCUAUCGCCGCCAGUACGGCUUUGGCAGAUGCUGGGAUAGAGGUCCUUGGACUAGUGAUGUCUUGUUCUGCAGCUAUCGUGAACGACGAAGUCUGGCUAGAUCCGACUGAGGAGGAAGCGCGUUCAUCCAGUGGAACACUCGUUCUUGCGUGUAUGCCUGCGUUGACAUCCGUCACUAGCAUCUGGCAGUCUGGCAAAAUGACACCUGAACAAGUAUUUGCUUGUAUGACUGCCUGUGAGGAGCGAUGCAGCGAUGUUCAUUCUGUCGUUGCCCAAGCACUGUUAGACUGUCCCGUUAGACAUGUAUACGCCGUUUAG
This is a messenger RNA of Cyclocybe aegerita, 801 nucleotides long. The record is from the annotation of a GenBank genome assembly. Lineage: Eukaryota; Fungi; Basidiomycota; Agaricomycetes; Agaricales; Hemipholiotaceae.